UUCCCAAUUCAAAAGCUUCAAUUUUUUCAGCUCAGAAGAAAAAACAUUCAUCGACCAUUCGACCCUCUGAUGAGGGAAGCAUUAGGAUCUCCGACAACUGCGAGAAACCAUUGUGUUAAGAAGAGUGGUAAUGGAGAGUCCAUACUCUGCACCGCCGCAUGCGGAUGCGUCUCGGCCGUCAUUGGGUUUCCCUCUCGGCACCGCCCUUCUCUUGAUCGUCAUCUUCAGCUUGAGCGGCGUCUUUUCCUGCUGCUACCACUGGGACAAGGUCCGAUCCCUCCGGCGAUCAUUCUCCGACGGCCCGGCUUCCGGUGGUGAUGGCGGGCCCCACAAACCCACUACUGAUUCACAGUCGGAUUUAAAGCAAAACAGGAGCUUGACUCUGCCGGUAGUAAUGCCCGGAGAUCAAGUGGCGAAGUUCUUAGCUCUGCCUUGUCCACGUCAGCCGCUUCAUCCGGAGAAGAUUGUGGUGGAAGUGCAAGAGCCGCCGCCGCCGUACAAACCUUUUGUCCGUGGAGUCGAAUCAGUGCCUUUCUAUUAAUUACUUAAUGAAAUGCGACUGGAAAGUUAUAUAUAUUUAGGUUUGGAUUUUUGAAGAAUCAGGAAAAUAUAUGAGCAUAUGGUUGUGGUGGAGAGGUCUCUGUUAUUAGCUUUCGUUGUUUACUCUGUUCAUGAGUCGCCUAGAUUUGAAGGAAGCCCUGUACAGUGUGUAUACAUAUAGAUAUCAUUCUUACUCUUCCUUCCUCGUCAAUUCCUUCUCUUUGAAGUAAACUUUUCUAUUAAUGGUACAGUAUUGUUUAAUCUCCUUA
Molecule: messenger RNA, 809 nt
Organism: Cuscuta epithymum
Lineage: Eukaryota; Viridiplantae; Streptophyta; Magnoliopsida; Solanales; Convolvulaceae
Source: the annotation of a GenBank genome assembly